Molecule: messenger RNA, 312 nt
Organism: Hirsutella rhossiliensis
Lineage: Eukaryota; Fungi; Ascomycota; Sordariomycetes; Hypocreales; Ophiocordycipitaceae
Product: PIF1-like helicase domain-containing protein
Exons: 3
Coding region: 1-312 (103 amino acids)
Biological process (GO): DNA repair; telomere maintenance
Molecular function (GO): DNA helicase activity
Source: RefSeq, a predicted model, not a curated record
AUGGGCAUGGUCGUCGACGUCUUGGCUCCCACCGGCCGAGCCGCCCUUCAGCUUCCGUUAGAUAAACUCAAGACUCUGGCCUUCCGAAAGCAUGUCCGGCAGCGUCUCAGGCACACCGAUGUACUCAUCAUCGAUGAGAUCAGCAUGGUCGAGAAUCAUCACCUGCAGCGCAUUAAUGUUUGCAUGAAGGAGGUGAGGCGCUGGAAAGACGAUGAUCCGCCUGCAUUCGGUGGAGUCCAGGUCGUUGUCACCGGCGACUUCUGCCAACUCCCCCCCCGCCGACGAGAAUCAUGGGCCAUUCCACGAGCAUGA